Daldinia vernicosa is the source of this 1662-nucleotide messenger RNA. Its product is annotated as replication protein A, subunit RPA32. The coding region runs from base 251 to 1036 and encodes 261 amino acids. Lineage: Eukaryota; Fungi; Ascomycota; Sordariomycetes; Xylariales; Hypoxylaceae. Gene Ontology annotation, molecular function: DNA binding. Gene Ontology annotation, biological process: double-strand break repair via homologous recombination; nucleotide-excision repair; DNA replication. The record is from RefSeq and is a predicted model, not a curated record. Gene Ontology annotation, cellular component: site of double-strand break; chromosome, telomeric region; DNA replication factor A complex. The transcript is spliced from 2 exons.
GUAAGAGGCUGUUAGGUAGGCCAUUACACGGCACAAGCCACAGCAGGCUACACAAGCCAAGCUACCCCGCGAUUUACGAUUUAGCGUAACCAGUUCCAGUUAAGAGUUAAGUAAAGAAAUCAAUUAAAAAGUUCAAGUCGCGUAAUCCAACAUUUUAAACGCGUCUCCUACUUGACCAACUAGACCCUUCCUAUCACCUAAAUCACCUCCUCCUCCUCCUUCCACGAGACACCGCCUUAUACCACAGACAAUGGCUAGCUACGGCGGAUACGGCGCGACGACCGGCGGCAACGACGGGGGGUUCUUCGGGGGCUCCCAGAGCGGGAGCCAAGCGGCGAACGCGGUGAGCGAAGAUUCGCUGCGGCCGGUGACGGUAAAGCAAAUCAUCGACGCGGAGCAGUCCUUCAACCGGGAGAACAGCUUCCGGAUCGACGGCGCCGACGUCUCCCAGGUCACCUUCGUCGGCAUGGUCCGCCAGAUCAGCCCCCAGACCACCAACAUCACGUACCGCCUCGACGACGGCACCGGCAUCAUCGAGGUCAAGCAGUGGCUCGACGCCGACCGCCAGGACGACGCUGCCCACAACCCCUUCCACGAGGAGCAGUACGUCCGCGUCUGGGGCCGCCUUCGCAGUUUCGGUAACAAGCGCCACGUCGGCGUCCACGUCAUCAAGCCCGUCACCGACUUCAACGAGGUCAACUACCACCUGCUCGAAGCUACUUACGUGCACCUGUUCUUCACCCGUGGUGCGUUAGGCGGCGGCGGCGGCGGCGAUGGAAAUGCCGCCGAGGACGAUAGCAUGUUCGUCGAGAACAACGAUGCCAUGUUCCUACAAGGCGCGUCGGUCAAAGCACGGAAGAUGUACCAAUACCUUAACCAGUCGAAGAGCGGGGAGGGUACCAACAUGCACGUCAUAGCCAAGGAGACAGGCAUGACGAUCCAGGAUGUUAUGGCUGCUGCCGAAGAGCUGCUAGGCCACGGCAAGAUCUACACUACUCUCGACGACGAGACAUUUGCCGUCCUGGAAGGGUUUUAAAUUCUUGGUUUCAGUAACGAGUUGCUAUCGAGGCGAAACUUUGUUACAUGUCACGUUCCGGCGUUAUUGGCAUGAUGGAGACUAUAAGGCAUGAGGCGGACAUCAAUCACAUGGGUUUGGCUAAGAAUGGAACCAACGUGUAUAAUGAAUGCUUUCUAGUGUAGAUUAUCUACCUAGAUACGAAGGAUUGACUAAUGACACCUAAAAUGAACCAGAAUUUAAGAUAAUAUGCACCCCUAUCUCCUCCCCCCAAAGAAGUGAAUAGUGGCGACGUACCAAUCCGAGACGAAACUAGAUGGGGCAAAGCACCCGUAACCGUAACGCGGGUAGCGCCGAAAGGCCUAGUAAGGCGGAAACGUGGUAAAUUUCUAAAAGUAAAGGAUUCCCAGAUAUUUGGUCGUCCACUAAAGAGAGUGAGAAAGUAACACCGGGGUUUUCUACCCCACGAGGACCCUAGAAGUAAAAAGAGUAGAAGAGUAAGCAGAAUCAAGAAGCAACCGGAAACUCAGACUUUCAGCAAAUCGAGUAAUUUCGCAUCGCAAGCUAGAUCAUAACUCAUCGACUCCUAUCAACUUCAGCGUCAUCUUCAUCAGUAAUAACAACAGCGGCAAAAAAAAAAAAAAAAA